AUGGCGCUGCGAGCCUGUGGUUUCAUUGUGUUUCGACGCCUUGCAAGUUGUGUUCCUCCGUCAGACAACAUCGAGUACCUGCUAUUGCAAACCUCCUAUGGACACCACCACUGGACCCCACCUAAAGGCCACGUGGACCCAGGUGAGGAUGACCUCACCACAGCCCUUAGAGAGACCAAGGAGGAGGCAGGCCUUGGCGCCGAGGACCUUCAGGUGAUUGAGGGCUUCCUGAAGGAGCUGCGCUACGAGGUGAAAGGCCGACCCAAAGAGGUACUUUACUGGCUGGCCGAGCUCCGAGACCCGGGGACGGAGGUCACUUUGUCCAACGAGCACCAGAACUACCGCUGGGCCCGGUUGGAAGACGCCUGCAGUCUAGCUGAGCAUGAUGACAUGCAGAAUACUCUGAGAGCGGCACAGAGACACUUGGAGGCUCAGCACGACAAGCAGUGA
This is a messenger RNA of Nerophis lumbriciformis (worm pipefish), 450 nucleotides long. NCBI's taxonomy places the organism in Eukaryota, Metazoa, Chordata, Actinopteri, Syngnathiformes, Syngnathidae. The record is from RefSeq and is a predicted model, not a curated record.